GGGUGGCAGAGCACUGGAACAGCUGCCUGGGGAGCUUGUGGAGUCUCCGUCUCUGGAGACAUUCAAAACCCACCUGAACGUGCGCCUGUGUCACCUGCUUUAGGUGCCCUGCCUUGGCAGAGAGGUUGGACUGGAUGAUCUUCAGAGGUCCCUUCCACACGUAACAACUCUGUGAUUCUGUGUGAGAUAUCUCUAAGCGUACAAGGGAGGCGGGCGUGCUGCCCACGCCUGUGAAGCAGCUGGCUGCUCAAAGCCGCCGGGGAGCGGCGAAUUGCCGCUCCCGCUGCGCGGCUGCCCGCGACCUUGGCGACAGGCGCAAGAGCCCCGAGUGGAGCGGAGCGCCGUGCCCUGCGCCCGUGGAGGCCGGCCCGGGGCCGCCCCGCCCCUCGCUCGGGCCGCGGAGCGGAGGCGGGGGCGGUGGCGCGGUCACCGCCCCGCAGCGCCGCCGGGCAGGGCCGGAGCGGCGGCUGGGCGGGCGCGAUGGGCGCGCUGCUGUGGUGGGACCCGCUGCGGGCCGGCAGCUCGGAGGUGGACUGGUGCGAAGACAACUACACCAUCGUGCCCGCCAUCGCCGAGUUCUACAACACGAUAAGCAACGUCUUGUUUUUUGUCUUGCCACCCAUAUGUAUGUGCUUAUUCCGUCAAUACGCAAUCUGCUUCAACAGUGGAAUAUAUUUAAUAUGGAUUCUGCUAGUCGUGGUUGGGAUUGGAUCUGUUUAUUUUCAUGCCACCCUCAGUUUCUUGGGCCAGAUGCUGGAUGAGCUGGCUAUUCUCUGGGUUCUGAUGUGUGCUCUUGCCAUGUGGUUCCCCAGGAGAUACUUGCCCAGAGUUUUUCGAAAUGACAGGAGCCGAUUUAAAGCUGCUGUGGGUGUCCUGUCUGGAGUUACCACCUGCCUGGCCUUCAUUAAGCCUGCCAUUAACAACAUCUCGCUAAUGACGCUGGGAGUUCCCUGCACAGCUUUGCUCAUUGCUGAGUUGAAGAGGUGUGAAAACCUGCGUGUAUACAAACUGGGUCUCUUUUCAGGUCUUUGGUGGACGCUAGCGCUUUUCUGCUGGAUCAGUGACAAAGUGUUUUGUGAGAUCUGGUCCUCAUUUAACUUUCCCUAUUUGCACUGUGUAUGGCACAUUUUAAUUUGCCUUGCGGCAUAUCUGGGAUGUGUCUGCUUUGCUUACUUCGACGCUGCCUCUGAGAUCCCUGAACAGGGCCCUGUCAUAAAGUUCUGGCCCAGUGAAAGGUGGGCAUUCAUUGGAGUUCCCUACGUCACCCUCCUCUGCGCACACAAAAAAACAUCCGUGAAGAUUACAUGAAGUUGGAGGCCAUGGAAUGGGGAUGGACUUUCAAGUUACAAUCAAACACAGACUAUAUUUAUGUAAUGAUAAAUGACUAGUGUUGUAUUUUCUCUUCUUCCUAAGAUAGGCAGCACUUCAGGUGUCAUAGGAAGAGGAGGGAAGUGUGUUCAUUCCUCUCUGAAGGAGAGGAAGCAGGAACAUGGGGGCACUUGAACACUAAAGUAACAAAAUGGCUUCUUUGUUUUUUGCACUGUGUUUUUGAUGUAGCGUUUCUCUUGAUAAAAGCUCUUUUCAAAUA
Molecule: messenger RNA, 1588 nt
Organism: Prinia subflava (tawny-flanked prinia)
Lineage: Eukaryota; Metazoa; Chordata; Aves; Passeriformes; Cisticolidae
Gene: ACER2
Product: alkaline ceramidase 2
Exons: 6
Coding region: 481-1308 (275 amino acids)
Biological process (GO): ceramide catabolic process; sphingosine biosynthetic process
Cellular component (GO): Golgi membrane
Source: RefSeq, a predicted model, not a curated record